Molecule: messenger RNA, 2639 nt
Organism: Galendromus occidentalis (western predatory mite)
Lineage: Eukaryota; Metazoa; Arthropoda; Arachnida; Mesostigmata; Phytoseiidae
Product: insulin-like growth factor-binding protein complex acid labile subunit
Exons: 3
Coding region: 274-2055 (593 amino acids)
Molecular function (GO): protein binding
Source: RefSeq, a predicted model, not a curated record
AGUUCAAAGUCAACGACAGGCCGCGCGUGUGGCGUGUUCUGUGGAUCAUGUCGAAUAGUUUAUCCGAAAGUGUUUCUCAAUCAACGAAAAUUUUCGCCGCGUCUGCACUUUGUUCACUCCGUCCCUCGAAGUCCUCGGAUUUAAGUUCUUGUGUCAUGGGACUCCGCAUUCCACACACUCCGGAUAAUUUCUGAGCAGGAGAUCGUUUCAAGUCGGGCGAAAAAUUCCGCUCGAUGAAGUAGCCGAAACGAUUUAGCAUCUCAAGGAAUAAUCAUGUUCGCUCUCAGCUUCUGUGUCCUACUUACGUCGAUUUGGGCGGUACCUGCGGCUCGGUGGUCGGCAUUCUGUCCCGCGAGGUGUCAAUGCAACGAUGCCGAGCUCACGGUGAACUGCGCUGACGCGGGUUUCGAAGUCGUGCCGCUGACGUUGAACCCCAUGGUGAAACAAAUUACGAUACCCAGGAACAUCAUCGCCAACGUCGACUCUGCGUUCGGUGUUUAUGCGCAUCUCGAAGCCCUCGAUGUCAGCUUCAAUCUCGUCAGUAAACUCGGUUCUAGGGGCCUCGAGCUCAGGGAGCUCCGCCGGCUCGACUUGAGCCACAAUUCGAUCACGAUCGUCGAACGCGACGCGUUCGAGGGACUUGAGAGCCUGACGCAUCUGACGCUGAAGAGGAACAGCAUUUCGGAGCUUCCGUCCAAUGUGUUCACUCCGUUGCACAAUCUCAAAGUGCUCGAUCUCAGCCAGAACAAGAUCUCAACCAUCGGCGCGGGCUCGUUCCACGGAUUGACCAGUCUUGAGCGAUUGGUUCUCCGGUCGAACUCGUUGCGCCACGUGCCAAGUGAUUCUUUCGUCUACCUACCGAACCUCAGAUCGCUCGACCUCGGCUCGAAUGUCCUCUCCAUGGUGGACGAGGCCGCGUUCGAUCAUCUGAAGCAUUUGGAAGAGCUGUCCAUGGAUCAAUGUGCUUUAUCGGUUGUGCAUUUGGAAGCGUUCUCCGGCGUUGCCGGACUGAAGAAGCUCUACCUCCAGAACAACAAUCUGCUGGUGUUCCCGAGAGCGAUCGCUUCGUUGAGCGAGCUCGACGAGCUGAACAUCGGUGGCAAUCUGAUUCCGAAAAUCUCAGUCAACGACCUCAGACACCUGAAGAAGCUCAAGAAACUACACCUGACCCGAUCCGAGAACCUGGAAAGGAUCGAGGAAGAUGUUUUCCGGCACACCCCCGAGCUCGAGGAGCUCUGGAUGGAGUUUAAUAUGCAGCUAGAGCACUUGCCGGCGUCUCUGCUCAACCACCUGCGACAGUUACGGAAAGUUAGCCUCCGGGGCAACAAACUAAAGUACAUACAUCCGGCCCUGCUGCCGAUCGAGCAGCUCGAGUCGUUCGACGUUUCGGGAAAUCCUCUCGUUUGCAACUGUUCGCUGUCGUGGCUCUGGCAGCACAUGGCGAACAGACCCCACCAAUACCACAACAGCUCCGCCGUCCGAUGCAAUGGGCCUUCGCAUCUCGAGAGUGAUUUCCUCAAGAGCCUGAGCGAUGGCCAGCUCGAGUGUCGAGGCGAAUCGGGCCGCGGGAUAUUGGCUGUCAUGUUGACAUCGGUGUUCGUAUUCUGUCUGGUCGGUAUGAUCCUGUUCCUAGCUUGGCGUCGACGUAUCACCGACGCAAGGGUCGGAACGAUCAUUAAGGACCUCGACUCGUCUCCGGUCAACUAUGCCUCGUACGAUAACCACAAGUACCCGUAUAUCAUUCAACCGUACACGACGUUGGGACGGCCGAUAUCGGGCCAGGCGUUCGCCCCCAACGCCAUGCUCGAUCCGUCGUCGUAUACGACGCUCAGUCCCAACGCUCUGCAAAGUUACUUAAUGAGCUUGAAUAGUGUCGCUCGGCCCAUAGUGGAACCGACGAGCAACCGAGCGUACCAGACGCUCUCCUGUAAUUCUCGACCCAACUCGGGCACGUCGUCAUCGACGUCGACGACGACGGACCCCGGCUACGAAACUAUUGACAGACAGCACCAACAGCAGCAGCAGCAGGCGUAUCAAAGUCUCAUUUACGUCUGAAAGGGAUCGCGCCUAUACUUAGUUAGUUAGUUAGUUAGUGGGUCAGACGUCCCGGUGGACUGGAACUUUCGCCCGACGGCGCCGCCGGAAGGCGCUAACGGCUUAUCGGGUCUCUCGCGGGCCUACCCGGAGAACCCUGACGUUGAACUGUAAUUUUGUACAUACGCAUGUAAAGUUUUUCCGGAUCUACGAAAGAUGCGGGAAGAGAGCGUCGAGAAGCAUCGAAACUAAAGUAUUGAAGGAGAAGGGUGCGUAGGGCCGCGGAAAAUUCCGAAAAUGUCGCUGAGCCGCGGUAUUAUAUGAAAUUCAGAUGUGAGAGUCGGGUUUGAUGCUCGACGGGCUUGUCGGCAUAUUCGGAACGCCAAAGCGCCCAGAAUGUUGAAAAACCGAUCAUCUCGUCGAUGUUCAGAUUCGCGUCGUGGAUUUAAGUUGUCUUCGUCAUGGACCCGCGCAGUCCUGAUGAUUGAGUUUUGGUACUCGGAAAUACCCAGUGAUGAUCUCUGUGAUUUUGGCUGACGACGAAUUCUGUCGAGAGACGAGCACUUUUAGACGCGCUGAUAAUAUAAUGUUAUUGCAGAGGCUAC